Molecule: messenger RNA, 2928 nt
Organism: Cyprinodon tularosa
Lineage: Eukaryota; Metazoa; Chordata; Actinopteri; Cyprinodontiformes; Cyprinodontidae
Gene: padi2
Product: peptidyl arginine deiminase, type II
Exons: 16
Coding region: 67-2109 (680 amino acids)
Cellular component (GO): cytoplasm
Molecular function (GO): protein-arginine deiminase activity; calcium ion binding
Source: RefSeq, a predicted model, not a curated record
CUCUGUCCAACCUGCUGACCGCUCUAAUUUACUGGGAACAAACUAGCAGGUCAGAGGACUGCAGACAUGGCUCAGUGGAGGACUAUCCGAGUAGAUUGUGAACAAACCACUAGCGCUGUGUGCGUGGUCGGCAUGGAGCUCAGCGUAAACCUGGACAGGGAUGCCCCUCCCGGUUGCAAGUUCUUCUCUGUGAAGUGCUCACAAAAUGUUCUAUACACCAUUAGCCCUACACCAAACGAGACUUCCCAUCUGUCUCCUAUGCUCCUCAGUGGAAACACAGUGUUACACAUUGGCACGAAACGUCACUUUCAUCCUAGCCCCAGCUACAAAGAAAAGCUGACUAUCCGGUUCUAUGGAGAGAAAAAAGCUUUUAUAGGAGAUGCACAGCUUGAACUGGUACCUCUUGAGCUCUCACUAGAUGUGGAUGCUGACAGAGAUGGUGUUGUGGAGAGAAACAACCCAAAUAAGGCUUCCUGGAAAUGGGGUCCUGAUGGGCAUGGAGCUGUCGUUUUGGUAAACUGUGACAGAGAAAGUUAUUACCACGAAAAACCAGACUGUCAAACCAAAGGCCACAAACCAAAUCAGACAGCUCUUAAGGACUGUGCAACCAUGGUUCUGCGCACCAGCGGCCCGCCCAACCUCUCCGGAGGUUACAAACUUACCUUGCAUAUCUCUCAGGGAGAUUCAGAGUGUAUUCGAGUCUACCGAGAUGAGACCGAGGACGAGGCACGGAUUACUAAGGCCAAAAUGCCAAUAUUUAUUAGACAAUGUGUAAAUGAAUUUCCACUGGUCCUGAGCAGCGAGGUGCUGUCUCAGGAAGUGCCUUACCCUGGACCCGAUCAAGAACUUAUAUUUUAUGUGGAGGGCCUGAGGUUUCCUGACAAGGAUUUUGAUGGACUCGUAACCAUUAACCUCAGCUUAGUGAGGACGUCCCGUAAGGGCGUUCCUGAGACACCUGUUUUCACAGACAAAGUGGUGUUUAGAGUUUCGCCAUGGAUCAUGACACCCAAUACCCUCCAGCCUCAGGAGGUGUUUAUCUGCAGUACAUCUGAUAACUACCAGUUCCUCAAAGGAAUGCAGGACCUUGUUGACAGGAGCGGGCACAAGCUGAAGAUCCUCCAAGAAUACAAGAACAGAGGAGACCGCUGGAUUCAAGAUGAGCUAGAAUUUGGCUACGUUGAUUCGCCCUAUCACAGGUUUCCUGUUGUUCUGGAUUCACCAAGAGAUGGAGACCUUGAUUAUUUCCCCUAUGGUGAUCUCCUGGGGCGUGACUUUGGUUAUGUGAAAAGAGAAGCUCAAAGAGAUGCUGUUAGCAGUCUGGACUCCUUCGGUAACCUGGAGGUCAGCCCUCCUGUCACAGUGAAUGGGAAAAAAUACCCUCUGGGCAGAAUCCUCAUUGGAGUUGCCUUCCCAACGACCACAAAUGGACGAAACAUGACCCAAGUCGUUCAAGACUUCUUGUGGGCUCAGAAGGUUCAGGAACCUGUGGCCUUGUAUUCUGAUUGGCUCGUCGUUGGCCAUGUCGAUGAAUUCAUGACUUUUGUUCCUGCUCCUGACAGAAAGGGCUUUCGACUGCUGCUGGCCAGCCCACACGCUGGCUACAAAAUAUUCAAAAAACUUCAAAAUGAUGGACAUGGCCAAGCCAAAAUCUUUGAAGGUUUGAAAGAUGAGAAGCCAGUGACAGUGGAUAAGAUCCUGAGUGAUGACAGGCUCCGUCUUCAAAAUGAAUAUGUGCAGGACUGCAUUGACUGGAACAGGGAUGUGCUGAAGAAAGAGCUGGGCCUGGAUGAGGAGGAUAUUAUUGACCUGCCAAUCCUUUUCAAGCUGGUGACUAAGGGCAAACAAGAAAGAGCAGUGGCCUACUACCCUGAUAUGGUCAACAUGAUUGUCUUGGGGAAACAUCUUGGCAUUCCGAAGCCGUUUGGCCCCAAGGUGAACGGCCGCUGUGUCCUGGAGGCCAAAAUGUGCUCCCUGAUGGAGGGCCUGGGUCUAACCUGCACGUUCAUUGACGACUUUGCCUCCUACCACAAACUGCUGGGAGAGGUGCACUGCGGCUCCAACGUCCGUAGAAAGCCGUUUGAUUUCAAAUGGUGGAACGUUGAGCUGUGAAUGAAACACUGAAGCUGAGAAAAUCCAGGUCUACAUUCUUUUGGGAUUUAGUUAAAGUUGUUUUGGUAGCUAUAGGUACAGAAAAUGCUGUUUUAUGUCAGAGCAAAGCCUUUUUUUGAAUUAUAAUUAGAUGUUAAUGAAAAGCAAUUCCCUGUUUCUACCACUUGAAUUCUUGAAAUUUCCAGGGGCUGAACCCUUUGCAAUACUUGCACUGCAGUAAACCUGGUGUGGCAUAAAAGGAGUGCUUAGUAAUCAUCCAGGCUGAACAGCAUGUUUGUUUCUAUCUUGUUGAAAUAGAAUUUACAAUCAGAGCAAAGGUAGUUUUGUCAUUAAAUCUAAAAACGAUGAAUAUAAAUGCAAUCACUUAAUCCUCAGUUAGGCACCAAUUGCCGCAGAGGACGACCUGAAGAUAAUUUUCUAAAAUCAUCACCAAGAGAUUAAAAAGUGCCCCAUUUCAGUAAACAAAGGUGUUCCCGUUAUAUCUGUGAUAAAUUAAACUGGACAUGCAAGCUUAAAUAAAUCAAAUGCUCCUAUUACACCCUCCGACAGGAGGGGAACAAACAGGUUUAUUGUCCCCCCCAAUCCAGAGUUUGGAUUUUCCAACACUGUAUCACUUCAAAAUUAUAGACUCUCAUUCUUUGCAUGAAAUAAAUCAGCAUUUCAGAAGAAAUAACUCCAGAACUAGUGGUGUUCAUAUUCAUUUUUACUAAACCUUUUUCUUUACUUCAUUUACAAAAAAAGAUGAAAAGCAAUAUUUACAAACAAGUCAUUUGUAACAAGGGUUUAAAGCAAACAGUUCACAAAAACAACAACAACAAA